Molecule: messenger RNA, 867 nt
Organism: Lentinula edodes (shiitake mushroom)
Lineage: Eukaryota; Fungi; Basidiomycota; Agaricomycetes; Agaricales; Omphalotaceae
Product: heme oxygenase-like protein
Exons: 2
Coding region: 4-726 (240 amino acids)
Source: RefSeq, a predicted model, not a curated record
AUCAUGUCACCUUCCCUCACGAAAUAUCUCAUUUCAUCAUCCACUGCAGCUUAUACAUCUGCCACUAAGCACUCCUUUCUCACAGCAGCAGGCAGCGGAACUCUUGAUCACAAUCUGCUCGCUCUCUGGCUUGCUCAGGACAGAAUAUACGCUGCUCACGCGUAUCCGAAAUUCAUUGGAUCUCUUAUAUCGAACAUCCCAUUCAAUUCGAAAGAUUCUCUUAAUUCGACCCAAGAACUUCUCAACCAACGAAUAUUCAAACUUCUGCUGUUCUCUCUGCAGAAUGUCGACCGAGAAGUCGGGUUCUUUCAGGAAACAGCACAAAAAUGGGGUUUGAAUUUGGAAGGAUGGCCUGAGAGAAAAGGGACAAGAAACUAUACGGCAGAGAUGUCAAGAAUAUCAAAUGAUGGUGCGGUAGUCGACGGUUUGAUCUUCCUCUGGGCUAUGGAAAGGGUAUAUCUGGAUGCAUGGACCUACGUUCGAGAUUUGACCAAUACCAGUGCCUUAUUCAUAUUCUCCUCUAAAUCUCUAACACGAACAAACUCCGCUAUCAUUUCUCUAUCGGACAACUGGAGCUGUCCAGAAUUUGUCAAGUUCGUUGACGACUUGGCAGAUCUGGUGGACUCAUUGGGAAUUCAACCAGGAUCUGCAGAGUGGAGCCGUGCAGAGGAAGUUUGGGCAAGAGUAAUAGAGCUCGAAGCAGACUUUUGGCCCACAGAAGUUUGAAGAAGAGGCUCGACUCGCGAAAUGAACAUAGCAAGGAUUGCAAGAUCAAUACAAACAGAAAUAUGUACAGUAGGUACUUGUCACGUCUGUCAAAGCUAGGUGGAGUAUAUUCAAGGAAAUGAGGUUUCUACAUCAGCCACA